Fraxinus pennsylvanica is the source of this 981-nucleotide messenger RNA. Lineage: Eukaryota; Viridiplantae; Streptophyta; Magnoliopsida; Lamiales; Oleaceae. The record is from the annotation of a GenBank genome assembly.
AUGGAUCGUGAUUAUUCGUGUACUCAGUUGCCAGUUACAUUUUUUGCACGCUGGUUGUCAGGUUGCGAUAAGGAGGGUCUUGGGCAUUUCCAUACGAGUGUAGAGGAUAAGAAUAAAGAUGGUCCAGCAGAAGCAAAGCAAGUGGCUGAUGAUGGAGCUAGAAAAGAGGAUGAUGUUGAAAGCAAUGAAGACCUAUAUUACAUGCAGUCAGAGGAUGACGAGAUCAAGAUGGUUAAAACAGUGAACUUCUUCAAGUGCUACAAUCCUACAACCAGCACCCAAAGAUUGGAACUUCCAGCAGUGUUCAGGUUACAAUUACAAGGAGAUCUACCAGAGUCGGCAUUCCUUCGAGAUUGUUACACAAAUCUAUGGCCUAUAAAAAUGGCCAAAAUUGGGAAUGACUGUUUUUUUUGGGAUGGCUGGGAAAAAUUUGUUGAAGACAACUCUUUGGAAUCGGGAGACGUCCUUGUGUUCCAAUACGAUGGGGACAAUUUAUUUGAUGUCAAACUAUUAGGGUUGUCAGGUUGCGAUAAGGAGGGUCUUGGGCAUUUCCAUACGAGUGUAGAGGAUAAGAAUAAAGGUGGUCCAGCAGAAGCAAAGCAAGUGGCUGAUGCUGGAGCUAGAAAAGAGGAUGAUGUUGAAAGCAAUGAAGACCUAUAUUACAUGGAGUCAGAGGAUGACGGUGAGGAGGGUAUUCAUGACAGUGAUGACAAUGCCAAAGUUUACAAGGAGAUUAUGGAAGUCCAAGUUGAGGAUACUGAAGAUGAGGAUGACACUGAAAAAACUGAAUAUGCGACUCAAGAAGAUGGUGAAGCAGAUGCAGAACAAAUGGUUGAAGGUCGUCAAUGUCCUCUCAACUCUUAUGUUGCCUCUUUUGCAUGCUGUAAACAGAUAUCAAGAUGGUUAAAAGACAAUGAACUUCUUCAAGUGCUACAAUCCUACAACCAGCGCAAGCAGAUUGGAACUUCCAGCAGCGUUUAG